UUACGCCUCGAUACAGAUCAAUCUGCGAAUUCGCAAGGUUCGACGAGAGAACAUUCCCUGGGAUUUUCCUUUAUUCAGACGUCGUGCUGUCGUUGAAGCAGAGCGCGAGAGGAAUCGAGAUUAACAGACGAGAAGGGACGCGACGAAUAUACGACUUUGUCACUUCAUUUGAUUAUUCCGGCCAGCCGGCCGUCGCGAGGAAGAAAUCAAAGCGGUGGCUUUGGGAUUUGAUUUGCAGGAGCGAAACUACAUCGCGCUGCACACGAAGGACCUGGUGAUCGCGUCGGCACAAUUGCACGAGGCUCGAUCGCCGCGCGAGCGGAUCCUCGUCGAGUCCGCGUGCUACGCGGACAAGUACGAAAUGAUACUCGUCAGAACAGCCGGACGCAUGGCGACGGGCGAGUACUUCCUGAGGAUGAAUUUCAGCGGUCGUCUGACCGGAAGGACGAGCGGGCUGUAUCUAAGCACGUACGGGAAUUUUGAGUACGAGCGCGACAGAAAACUGCUGGUGACGCAGUUCGAGCCGGCCUACGCGAGGACGGCGUUCCCCUGCUUCGAUGAGCCGAGCUUUAAAGCCGUAUUUCACAUACGUCUCGUUCAUUCCGCGCGAUCGCAUUACCGCGCAUUGUCCAACAUGCCGAUCUCGAAAGUCGCGAGCGCGACGAGCAACAGCGACACGGUGAUCACGUACUUCGCACCCACGCCUCCUAUGUCCACUUAUCUGGUGGCCUUCGUCCUCAGCGAUUUCGAGUGUCUGACGUCCAGUAUCGGCAGCUCGAGCGGGAAGGAAAUUCCGCUGAGUGUCUGCACGCGCGCCGUUUACAGAAACGAAGUGCGGUUCGCGCUACGCUUCGCCGCCCGCGCUUUGAAAUAUUACUCCGAUCUCCUGCGGAUCGAUUACCACUUGCCGAAACUCGACCUGGUCGCGGUCCCCGACUUCGCCGCCGGCGCCAUGGAGAACUGGGGCCUGGUGACCUUCCGCGAAGCGAAGCUCCUCCGCGACGGAGCUCGCACCUCGUACGCGGACAUGCGGAGCAUUGCUCUCACGGUGGCGCACGAGCUGGCGCACAUGUGGUUCGGCGACUCGGUCACCAUGAAGUGGUGGAACGACCUGUGGUUAAGCGAGGGAUUCGCCACGUACAUGCAGCACCGAGCCGUAGAUUCUAUUUUUCCGGCCUGGCGGCAGAUGGCAAGUUUCCCGCUAAAUACAAAAUACGUCGCGAUGAAGGAGGACUGCAAGCCGAGCGCGAGGGCGAUCGCGACGGACGUGGAGACUCCCGACGAAAUCAGUGAGAGAUUUGAUCGCAUGUCUUACCAAAAGGCGGCGGCGGUCAUCAACAUGCUGGAAAGCGCGAUGGGCGAGUCCAGGUUCGUCAGCGGGAUUAGGAACUACCUCGAGAGGUAUCAGUUUCGCAAUGUGGAGUCCCGAGAGCUCUUCGAGAUCCUGCGUCUCGCCGAUGGCGCGGUUGACGUCGUCGAGUUUAUGGACCGAUGGACGAAGCAGCCCGGGUUCCCGCUCGUCAACGUCCGUCAGGACGGCGCGGCUUUCCGAUUGUCGCAGGAGAGAUUCGUGGCUAAUAAGCAACGCGAGAAAGGAGACUUCACGCAAACCUGGAUCAUCCCUCUAAAGUAUGUGACGGACGACAAGAGCGAGGGUGUCCAGUUCGAGUGGUUCCCCGCAAACUCCUCGCGCGAGGUACGCGCGGGCCCUGAUCGACGGCAUCUACCGGAGACUCGGUUGGGACGUCGACAGCAGCGAGUCGUUCGCUAGCAGAGAGCUGCGCGCGAUAAUCCUGCACGCGGCCUGCGGCGCCGCUCAUGAACACUGCCUCGCCUUCGCCAGCAACUCCCUGAGAGCCUUCGCGAGCAACGACAACGCGGAGCCGCCUCAUCCCG
This is a messenger RNA of Harpegnathos saltator (Jerdon's jumping ant), 1896 nucleotides long. RefSeq names its product aminopeptidase M1-C. Gene Ontology annotation, cellular component: cytoplasm; membrane. Gene Ontology annotation, biological process: peptide catabolic process; proteolysis. NCBI's taxonomy places the organism in Eukaryota, Metazoa, Arthropoda, Insecta, Hymenoptera, Formicidae. The record is from RefSeq and is a predicted model, not a curated record. The coding region runs from base 362 to 1771 and encodes 469 amino acids. Gene Ontology annotation, molecular function: peptide binding; zinc ion binding; metalloaminopeptidase activity. The transcript is spliced from 9 exons.